AAAUGUCUGAAAAAAGAGAUAAAUUAUGUUCUCUUACCUACACCUGCAUGAUCACCGUCUGCUAUUUGGGAGCCAUAGGAUUAUGCCGAACCGUGCUCUUCUCAAACAUUCUCAAAAUAGACGACAAAGUAAUAAACUCAGUUUCAUUGGGCAUAUUCAGCCUCGUUUUUUUGCUUGGCCCCUUGUCGUUGCCAUUCUUUCAAAAGAUGAUCCUGAAACUCACCUACAAGUAUCUAAUAAUAUUUGAUUCAGAGCAGUAUUUUUUAUCACCAGUCUAGCCAAUAUCUUUAGCAUGACCUUGUACAUCGUUGUCAUUGAACAACAACCCAAGGGCGUUUACUUAAUUGUAACAAUCCUGAUCUUUGAGGCCAUCUCAGCUCCCUUUAUGGCAAUCUUCUAUUGUGCAUUCAAUUACUAUGUUCGAAGCAUGUCAAAUAAGAUCAAUGUAGGCAUCUACUUCGGCGUGGCUUACUCAUUAUUCAGCAUGCAAAACCUCAUCGGCGACAUUUACGUGAUCUUUGAAGGGAAGAUGUUCGAGUACAAUCAAUACUUCUAUUACCCCAUGCUUGGAGUAUCCUUGCUCAUAACAUUCCUAUACUGGUUCAUCAAAGAACCAGAGUCAUUGUCAAAAUCAGCAACCAAACAAAGCAUUGAUUUAGAAUAGAAAUUAAACGAACAUUUAUAUGGUUCAUUGAUGGACGAUGACAAUUAAAAGAAUUAUGCUAAUAAUAACGAAUACGUCAAUCAAUUUAAGCUAAUCUGGAAAAUACCAAAGUAGUACCCUCAAUUUAUGUAUUUAAUCCCUACCAUCAUUUCCAUUGGGAUGUUCGGUGCCUUCAGUGUGGUGUACUCCUAGGAUAUGAUAGAACCAAACUAUACGAAUGUCUAAUAUUUGAAACCUGCCAUAGUUACCAAUCUCAGCAUUCAUGGGAUUGGAUAAUUCUUGGGAGGAAUCCUGAUUGGAUUGCUUUCCUACUCCUACAGCUACUUAAAUUUGUUGAUGGCAUUGCAGAUUUUUGGAGCUACAACCUACAUAUUGUCAGUAAAUUUGAUUGUAUUAAUUAAGGAUUGUUGGUGAAGCAGAUGAGAUCAACAAUAAUAAGAAUAGCUUGGUGUAUGCUUUCAAUUUUAUGUCAGGAUUACUAAUCUCAGCUGUCCAAGUCCUGACCUUCUCUUAUUGCGGCUUUGAGUAUGUUGAGAAUAGGAACGUACUCCAAUUGUGCAACUGGAUUUACUGUUGGAGUUUCUACUUCUUCACUGUUGUGAUGAGUAUUCCCAAUAUUCCAGGCACUCCCAAUCAAUAUUUAAUUAUUAGUGUAAAUGUAUUUGGAUCUUUCUUACUUGCCUAUUGUGUAUUGAAUUUCAUAUGUUUAUGGUUUCACAAAAGGAAAUUCUUGUAAUUGCGAGAAAAUGAAUGA
Molecule: messenger RNA, 1418 nt
Organism: Paramecium octaurelia
Lineage: Eukaryota; Ciliophora; Oligohymenophorea; Peniculida; Parameciidae
Source: the annotation of a GenBank genome assembly